Messenger RNA from Sclerotinia sclerotiorum 1980 UF-70, 156 nucleotides. RefSeq lists its product with no specific name. Lineage: Eukaryota; Fungi; Ascomycota; Leotiomycetes; Helotiales; Sclerotiniaceae. The coding region runs from base 1 to 156 and encodes 51 amino acids. The record is from RefSeq and is a predicted model, not a curated record. The transcript has a single exon.
AUGAUAUUGGCUGUCGCAGAUGUUAUGCGUUUCGCUUUUAUCGAUCUUAGGCUAAAUGUACCGUCUAGCGACGAAUCUGGAAUUAGAACCAAAUACCGUCCGAAUUCGACUGGAUUGAGCUUCAGCACACUUCUGAAAAAUCGAUCCCGCAGAUGA